AUGGCCUCGCAGCGGAUUUCACAUCCACUGAUUCACGGGAAUGCAGGCCAUAUCGCACAAGCCAUCCGCCCAAUGAGCUACCAUGCCCUGACGGAUACAUCGUCAUAUCAUGUCGUAGCCAUCGACUAUCGUGGUUUUGGACACUCAUCUGGAUCGCCCAGUGAGAAUGGCCUCAUCGAAGAUGCGUCGGCACUGGUGGAGUGGGCGACAAAGGUAGCGGGCAUCCCUUCAUCCCGGAUCGUGCUGCUUGGUCAGAGUCUUGGUACGGCUGUGGUCAGUGGGGUCGCGGAGAAGUACUACUCCAAGAACACUGAGUUUGCGGGCAUCGUUCUCGUAGCAGGUUUCAGCGACUUGGCCACAAUGCUCAGCGAGUAUCGUAUCGUCGGAGUCGUGCCUGUUCUCGCCCCUUUCCGGUACGUUCCGUGGCUGUUGAAGCUGCUGCACCGGUUUGUUGUCGACAAGUGGAAUUCAGCAGACCGGUUAGGCAAAAUUGUCGACAAAACUCAGACGAGGCUGCGUCUGAGUCUGGUCCACGCCAAGAAUGAUAAGGAUAUCCCGUGCACGGAGGAUGACAAGCUCUUUAAGGCAGCUGUCUGCGCAGCGGUGGGGAUCACCGAUGAUGAUGAAUUCUUGAAGUGGAAAGAGGAACGAACAGUUCGUAAGAGCGAGGACGCAUUCGUUACGACGUGGAAAUCCACGCCUAAUAUCAUUGUUCGUCAGGAGAUGUUUCCAUAUGGAGGUCACAACAACAUCAUGGGGUACGCGCCUGUUUCCUUAGCCAUCAUGAGAUCCUUCGACCUGUACGGGACAGCCUACGCUUAG
Messenger RNA from Emericellopsis cladophorae, 822 nucleotides. RefSeq names its product abhydrolase protein 12b. Bases 1 to 822 code for a protein of 273 amino acids. NCBI's taxonomy places the organism in Eukaryota, Fungi, Ascomycota, Sordariomycetes, Hypocreales, Bionectriaceae. The transcript is spliced from 4 exons. The record is from RefSeq and is a predicted model, not a curated record.